Molecule: messenger RNA, 411 nt
Organism: Asparagus officinalis (garden asparagus)
Lineage: Eukaryota; Viridiplantae; Streptophyta; Magnoliopsida; Asparagales; Asparagaceae
Product: zinc finger protein 5-like
Exons: 1
Coding region: 1-411 (136 amino acids)
Source: RefSeq, a predicted model, not a curated record
AUGAACGCUGAUCGAUCAAGCUCUAAAGAGACUGCAGAUCAGGCUAGCAAUCAAGAAAACCAAAACAGUACUUCUCCUCUCAAAGCCGCUGUAACGAAAUCCUAUGAUUGUAUCUUCUGCAAGAGAGGAUUCUCCAACGCUCAGGCCCUCGGCGGCCACAUGAACAUACACCGCAAAGAUCGGGCCAGGCCCAAUAAGCCCAUUAACAAGGCCCCACUCGCCCUCAUGGACUAUGUUCCGAUGUGUAUCAAAGAGCUGGCUUUGUUCGUUGAGAGGCCGAGCAGUCAAAGUGUCGACGAUCGGGCUUCGAGUGGUCCUGUGCCGGUGGUGGAGGAAUUGGACCUUGAGCUCCGGUUAGGGCCCGAGAGGUCCAAUAUUCACGAUUCGAUGAGGCUUAGAGAAUUUCUCUGA